Messenger RNA from Lymnaea stagnalis (great pond snail), 252 nucleotides. NCBI's taxonomy places the organism in Eukaryota, Metazoa, Mollusca, Gastropoda, Lymnaeidae. The record is from the annotation of a GenBank genome assembly.
CAGCCCGGGUACAAAUGGAGCUACAACGUCCCUGUGGCAGAUCAGAUCGCCGUCCAGGCCGAUGACAUCAUCGGCGUCUACAGCAACGCCACGGGCGUCCUUUACGCGUCCGACUGCAAAGGCGCCGUCGAGAAGAUCUCACUCGUGCCGAUCAUCAAUUCCGACUCGGUCACAGACUACCAGAGGAAAGACGUUAGCGGGAAGUACUGCCUGGUGCCGUCAUUUGGCGCCCAAGUUAGUCCUGGUGAGUAG